Messenger RNA from Puccinia triticina, 1014 nucleotides. RefSeq lists its product as uncharacterized. The transcript is spliced from 2 exons. The record is from RefSeq and is a predicted model, not a curated record. Lineage: Eukaryota; Fungi; Basidiomycota; Pucciniomycetes; Pucciniales; Pucciniaceae. The coding region runs from base 1 to 1014 and encodes 337 amino acids.
AUGCCCCACCCCAUCGUCAUUGCCGCCGGAAUGGCCAUCAUCGUCGGCGCAGGAUACGUGAUCUACACCGAGCUGAAUCGCAAGUCGGACGAGGAGGAGGCCUACCACACCUACUGCGCAACCAUCCGCGCCGAAAAGGAAUCGCGCAUCCGGAGACUCCAGGGCUUGCGGGAUGCUGAACUCCACUCGGCCCAGCACUCCAGCUCCGCCUCGACCUCCAAAAAUAUCCACCACACCAGCCUCAGACACCGCUCCACCAAUCAAUCCGCCCAGGGCCAGCUCGACUACCCGCUUAUCGAUCUUGGCCAGCAGUUCUAUCCGCCCAUCCCACGUUCCCACCGCUCGAGCAGCCCGACGCCCUCGGCCAGCUCGUCGAAGUCGGACCUCAAGCGGCUGUGCGCGUUCAGCCCGAUCCUGGACAUCCCGAUCCCCGACCCGGUGAUCUUCAUCGCGCCGAGUCUGGGGGAGUCUGUGGAGGCCGACGAGCGCUGCUCGCCCGCCCCGCAGCAUGAGCUGUCCCCAGCGCGGGACGGCGAGCUGCAGUCGACGACGGACAUCGCCGACGUGCAGCCGCUGAUCGACUGGGAGCCCAGCCAGGCCGACAACGCCUUCGGAAGCCUGCUCGCCCUCCAGCUUGGCUCUCACUCACAGCCGUCCGACCCAGCCAGCCUGCACCGCGUCCAACAGGCCGAACACUUCGAGGCCUCCCCGCGCUCCGAAACCGAGCGCGAUGAGGACGCCCAGGAGGAGGAGGAGGAGGAGGAGCAGGAGCAGGACGGCCGCCUCUCCGUCCCCGAUGCCCAUCAUCCCCUGUCCACCGAACUCUCCGUCCCCGCAUCGCCCAAGUCUCUCUCCGAGCUAUCCCCCACAUCGAUCCCCGCAGACACGCCCCCGGAGAGCGACUCGGAUGACUGGGCCGUCGCGGACGAGCCCGUGAUCCCAUCCUCUGCUCACUCGCCUUCUCUCGACGGGAACUGGUCGGACCUCGGCUCAGACUCCUUCGAACCCAUCUGA